Messenger RNA from Corticium candelabrum, 1286 nucleotides. Its product is annotated as fibronectin type 3 and ankyrin repeat domains protein 1-like. Lineage: Eukaryota; Metazoa; Porifera; Homoscleromorpha; Homosclerophorida; Plakinidae. Gene Ontology annotation, cellular component: nucleus. Gene Ontology annotation, molecular function: protein binding. The record is from RefSeq and is a predicted model, not a curated record. Gene Ontology annotation, biological process: regulation of apoptotic process. The transcript has 13 exons. The coding region runs from base 57 to 1064 and encodes 335 amino acids.
UAUCGAGGGUGUGUUGCAGGCGGACUCCGUUUUCAGUUUUUUUAUUCAUCUUGAUCAUGACAGAUGAAAAAGAGCUUGCUAGACCGGAGCCCCCUAUAGUCGGCAAGGUCACUCAUCACUCAGUUGAAUUAAGUUGGACGGCGACUGAAACAGAGACGCAAGACGGAAACAGAAUGAUGUAUUGCGUUCAGGAAGAAGAAGUAAACAAAACAAGAGGUUACGGAACAGUCUACAACGGCUAUUCUCAGUCAUGUGUGUGUCAAGGUCUCGAUCCGAAUACUCAGUAUCAUUACAGAAUGAGAAGUAUGAACCAAUAUGAAGCCAGUGACUGGAGUCCUGCAGUCACGGUAUUUACGACAAGGAGACCAUUGACCAGUGAAGACUUGCACAAGGCUGUGUUGGCAUGGGAUUUAGAAGACGUGAAGCGAGUGCUCGAAUCUAAGAAUGUAGCUGUUGAUGUGCCUGACAGACUGAGCUUGUCUGCUUUAAUGAUUGCUUGUCAGAAGGGAUACAGAACUGUUGCUGAAAUGCUGAUUGAUUAUGGUGCUGAUGUAAAUUAUCAGUCUGGAAGUGGCAAGACCAGUUUGAUGGUAGCUUGCUAUGCAGGCCAUUUGAGUGUCAUACAUCUCUUACAUGAGAAAGGAGUUCAGUGGACACAAAAAGAUAAAGGAGGCUCAUCGGCCAUUCACUAUGCUGUAGAUGGUGGACAAGACAAUGUUAUUGGGUACAUUGUACAGAACAAACUUGCUGAUGUCAAUGAACGGGAUGCAUCUCAGUGGUCACCUUUAUUAAGAGCAGCUGCGGUGAAUGGUCAUGUUGGAGUGGCUGAUGUUCUUCUAACUUAUGGUGCUGACAUUGAAGCAAAGGACAUGUAUGGUAGAACGUCACUGAUGCUUGCUUCUCUGAAUGGGCACAGUGAAUUUGUGAAGGUAUUACUUGAUCAUGGAGCAAAUAAAACAGUGGAGAACCAGUAUGGUGCUAAUGCUGUUCAAUUUGCUGAAUCAUUUCAGCGGACGGGAGUAUUGGAAAUAUUGGAACCUGGAAGACUGAGCUCUGAAGCCUAGUGAAAGUGCAGCCAGGUGGAAAGCUGUUGAUGUGUGAUUUGGAUUUGGUCGGUCCGUGAACUAUUUUUAAUAUUUCCUGCAUUGUUGCAAUAUUUAACUUACUUGUGAAUGAAUGCCUUCAAUUGUGUGGUAUUAUGUAUUGUUUAUCCAAUUUUUGGUAUGCUAUUUUCAGCAAUUAGUAAUUAUUUGUUCAGGUUUAAAAUAUGAUUUGUUAGUUGACAA